UCUCUUGAAGAACAGAGAUGGACAGCUGGCAAGGAACCACCAGUCCUGUCAGCAGCAACGUGACAGAUCUAACAAUUGGUUUCACCUCCUCAGCAAUAGCUGUCAUCUUGUUUGGAACAAACUUUGUACCAGUUAAGAAAUUUGACACUGGCGAUGGUAAAUGUUUGUGACUGAAUUGCUAUUGUUAUACUUUACAUGGUACAUGUUGCAAAAUGUCCAUACUCUUUAAAACAACAGCCACUUUAUAUCAGGUUGAUGACAGAAUCACAGAGCUGGAAUAUUUCUAUAACUAAAUAAACAUUGUUGUAAAUGGGAUUUAGUAUUUGACUCACCCACUAAACAAGCUGAGUAGCUGGUAUUUUCUAGAAGUUAUCACAUCAUCAGCUCAGUUGGUGGAGCAUGAGACUCUUAAUCUCAGGGUUGUGGGUUCAAGCCCCAUGUUGGGCAAAAGAUUCCUUCAUUGCAGGGAUAUGAAGAGUCAAUGCAAAUGAAUUGCUCCUGCUUCUGUUUGCAGGGGCAAAUCCAACAAAGCAUGCUUUGAAUGUUGUUUUUCAGUAAACUGCAUGUUAAGGUAAACACAUAGGUUUUUUUUAAAAAAAUAAAAAAUUAAAGCAUGCUAAAGCUGGCCACUUCUGUUCUGAAUGGCAAAAUAGCCAUGGGGCUCUGCACUAAAGUGGGGUCCUUUGCCAGUUUUCCUGCUGAAAGUCCUACUCUCUACCGCUAGCUACUGAUGGGCUGUGGAAGGUGCUGUUUAUUCCCAGUCCAGAGCCCUGAGUCGAGUGAAGAGUUCAUUCUGGGUCAUGAGUUUGACAUAAGGAAUAAGGAAAACAUGUUUAUUGCAAUAUAUAGUUUGGUUCCCAGUUCAGUGGUGUUGCUACACUGAAGGGCCAUCACCCAGGGGAAGGGUUGUAACUCAGUGAUGGAGGGACCCAGGUUCCAUCCUUGGAUGUCCAGGUUGCGCAGGGAGUGCCCUCUACCUGUAAUCCUGGUGAGCUUCUGCCAGUCAGUGAAGACAACACUGAUCUGGAUGGACUAAUGAUUUGAUUCAUUCUAAGGCAGCUUCCUAUAUUUCUGUGCUCUGCCUUAUCAUGUUCUCAGUCUAUCCACAUCUUUUUUUCUAAUUAGGCCCUAUCUGCCUUCUCUUCCCUUAGAUUCUAGUUCUUAAUCUGCUGCCUACAGUGCAUUCUCUUCCCCACUUUGAGACGCCCUUAUAACUCAGUUUUCUGUCUUCAGCUUCCAUACUUAUCCGUAUCGUUGCCAAGGUGAGGUUUAACACCAGCCAAAGUGAUGUUUUCCUUCUGUUUCUUACAUCUUCAUUUCCCAAGUAGUUUUGAAACAUUCCGUGAUAUCGCAGCUGCUCAGCCAAAGACGUCGCCACCACCACCACCAAAUCUCCCAACGCUUCUUAUGAUAUAGACUAAAACUAAACAGAAUGAUCUGUUGUGCUUAAUUAUUCUUGGAUUUAUUUGUGUUCUAGGAAUGUUCUUCCAAUGGAUUCUCUGUGCCGCUAUCUGGAUAGUUUCUUUGAUUGUUAACCUUAUUCAGAACAGCCCUAGAUUUUGGCCUCUUGCCAUGGUUGGCGGCUUUUUAUGGGCUACAGGUAUGGCUGAAAUAACACUUACCUUGUCACAAUUUAACACCCAUGCACAUGUGAAUCUAUGCACCAUUUGCAGAUUGCAGGAAUAUCAUAAAAUGCAAUUGUUAAUACUGAGACAUAUGCACGUAUUGGCCUUCUUCAAUCACUUUUUGUCUUAAGGCAGGUUGGGUGGGGCUCUAAUGAUAACAAAAACAAUACUAAUGUUAUUAUUUAUACCCCACUUAUCUGGCUGGGUUGCCGCAGCCACUCUGGGCGGCUUCCAACACAUAUACUUCACAGGUAAUUUGUAUUACAAGAAAAUAGAACAGUUAACAUUUUGAAGUAAAACCUGCACUGCCAGCUACUCUGCAGUGUAAACACACCACUGAUUUGACCUUAAGGUGUGCAUCGUGGUUUCAAAUAAAAAGCAAGAUACAAAGGCAACACUUUGGCAAAGCUUCAUAAUAAGCAACGGGGGGGAAUAACACUCAUCACAUUACAAGCAUAUUAGCUCUGCCCACAUCCACACCUUGGUUCGCAUUCUGAUCACCCUCCACAGGCUGAAAAGCAAUAUUCUGCAGCACGGCGCCACCUGUGCUCUGGGAGGCUUCCUGCACAUUUUAGAAUCGGGGGGGGGGGGGCUCAUGGAGGGUGAUCAGAAGGGCAAAGCCAGAGCACUUCUCCUCAUGCCCUCUUCCCACCUGUUUAUGUAAUAUGACGAGAGAAUGUCUGAAGAGGGCUAUUAAUUUUGUCUCACAUCCGCUGCUAUGUAAUUCAGCAUGACGAGAAUACUAAAUGCUAUUGUGUGGUAGAGUUACAUUAAAAACAAUAAGUGCUUGAUCCUACAAGGACUUUCAGGGUUCUUCUAGCUGUGAUUUGUCUGUCUGUUCAGUGGUCUUUUUUUUCCCCUCUCUGAGAUUUCAUGUCAAAUCACUUAAAGGCUGGUAGAGCUUUAGUGUGACUGCUUCAGAAAAGAGUGCCAAGUGUGGCAUUCAGUUACUGUAUUGAAAACACUGAGCUGACCCAGACUUAAGUCUGAAUCCAACCCACGGGGAAUAUUUUAAGUUUGUUUACAUUGACUCAGAGACUGUAGGGAUGUUGCUGUGAGGUUGUGCUGGGCUACCAUCCCCACCUGCCAGCCACAAAGUCAUCAGUCAUGUGAAAGAGACCUUUGUACAUAAGAGCUCUGUGCAUACACAUUUGUAUGUAAAGGUAAAGGGACCCCUGACCAUUAGGUCCAGUCGUAACCGACUCUGGGGUUGUGGCGUUCAUCUUGCUUUAUUGGCCAAGGGAGCCGGUGUACAGCUUCCGGGUCAUGUGGCCAGCAUGACUAAGCUGCUUCUGGCAAACCAGAGCAGUGCACGGAAACGCCGUUUACCUUCCCGCCGGAGCAGGACCUAUUUAUCUACUUGCACUUUGAUGCGCUUUCGAACUGCUAGGUUGGCAGGAGCAGGGACCAAGCAACGGGGGCUCACUUGAACCGCCAACCUUCUGAUCGGCAAGUCCUAGGCUCUGUGGUUUAACCCACAGCGCCACCCACGUGUAUGCAUUUAGGGCCUAUUCUGUGAAGCUGGGGCAUGGCAAAAAAGAGUCGUGGCAAAUAUGGCUGCUCAAGAUGGUUUCACAAUCUCCUAACACAUUGGGUGAACGUGUGGUGGGAGUAAUUUGUACCCCCAGCAUGUAAAGGUACAGUAUGUGAGUACGGAGGAAUGACAAAUUAUUAUCCUUCAGUGCCUUAUAUAUGUUAAGAGGCAUGUAAUUUGAACAGUUAAGGUACAUAAGAGUUGGACGCUGUGCACAUUCACCAAGCCUCAUGGCGAAUGUGCACAUCAUCCAUCCACAGGGAGGGAAUUGUACGCAAUUCCUGGUCAAUAUACAAAAUCCUCAACAGGUUUCGGGAAACGGGUAUAUAUCUCGGUUUAGUUUUGUACAUUCUCUGGCCAUGAUGCAUAAUCUAGCGCACUAAAUGUAGUGAUUUAUUGUAGAUUAUGCUUAUUAGCAGUUGUAUUAAUAAUACUGAUAUAGAGCUACUGUAGUAAGAUUAUACUGUAUUAAUAAUCAGCUAAUUUUGCUUUUGUUCUUUUCAUACUGUGCAGGUAAUAUAACAGUUGUCCCCAUUGUCAAAACCAUUGGGUUGGGCCUUGGUCUCUUAAUCUGGGCUUCUUUUAACUUGCUAACCGGCUGGGCAAGCUCAAGGUAAGCACCAUGUAUACUUCACCUAUAGUAUGAGUCAUCAUACUAUACUUAAAAAUUACCAUUAACAAGACCAAUGUCUUGACAAAAGCAUUUUCUCUCUGUGUAAUGUACUUCAUCGUAAUAUACGAUCUUGCCCCAAAGAUCAGGCUCAAAAUAUUAUCUGGAUACUUCCAUCCUGAUGUAAUUUCUCAAUCUUUAUACAUUCACAAGUUGACUUCAAGAUGUUAUUAUGUGUGUGUCAGAUAUAAUGUCAGCUAGGCCCUAUAAACCAUGUGAGGAUCCUUAAUAUGCUGAAUUAAAUGUUUCCAUGAGGAAUUAAUAGUUAUUUAUAUUUUUAAAGAGUUGUUAAAAUUUUUGCAAUGUACAAGACUAGCUCAACUACUAAAUAUUUUUCAAGACAGUAUUUUUAUUUUUCUGAUGGUGCAUGAGAUCGAGACAUCUUUACUUCCAGGAAUGGAUUCAUUUAUAUUUUUAUAUACAUCCUUUCGGCAUAUACAAGAGCAAGUCAAACUGCAGUGCUGUGACCCUGGGGAAAAAAUCAAUGUUCUUUGCCAAGCUAUCAUUCCCUUGUACUUGUGAUUGCCACACACAAUUUAUUUAUGCAAGCUAGAUAGCUUUUCCUGCACUUUUCUAUGUCCUUCUCAUUUUGGAAACAAUUUAAAAGAGUUUUUAACCUUUCUGUUCACAGGUUUGGCUGGUUUGGGAUUGACCCAGAAGAAGUAGCAAAACCAGCUUUAAACUACAUUGGAGCUGGACUUUCAGUAUUAAGGUAUUAAUAAUCUUACUAUAUUUCUAUUUUGAAACACUACUUAUGCAUAUAAGUAUGUGUGUGUAUGUGUGUAUAUACAUAUAUGCAAGUGAAUCAGAAUUUAAAAACAACUGAGGCAAAGUAAAACUUUUAUUCUUUUGAGUCUGCAGGUAAGCUGUUGAAGGCUACAAUUCCUAACCACAUACUAGGUAGGAAGGAAGUCCCAUUGGCCCAGUGAAAUUUACUUCUUAGUAAAUAUGCAUAGGAUAUCACCAUUUAUGAAGCAAUGUUGUCCCUCAGCCAGAGAUAUUAAAGGAUAAUAUCUUAACAAAUGAUUUUUAAAAUCUGCAAAAUGAAGUAAGGGAAAUUAAAUCAUGUAUGAUUUAGCUGAGAUUCCUGUAUUGCAAGGGGUUGGACUAAAUAAUCACAAUUCUAUGAUUCUUUAAGACACAUGCACACACACACACACACACAAACACACACACAGAGAGAGUCGUGCCUUGGAAGUCGAACGGAAUCCGUUCCGGAAGUCCAUUCCACUUCCAAAACGUUCGGAAACCAAAGCACGGCUUCUGAUUGGCUGUAGGAAGCUCCUGCAGCCAAUCGGAAGCCACGGAAGCCCCAUUGGACAUUUGGCUUCCAAAAAUAGUUCGCAAACCAGAACACUUCCAGGUUUGCGGCAUUCAGGAGCCAAAACAUUCGAGAACUAAGCUGUCAAAAACCAAGGUACGACUGUGUGUGUGUGUGUGUGUGUGUGUGCAUAAAAUGCUGCAACACGAUGGUGUUUAGUUCAUCAUGAUAUUUCAUUUGCAGUGCCAUCCUAUUUCUUUUCAUAAAAAGUGAUGUUGAGAGCUCUUCACCGUCAUCGGAGAGCACCCCACUAUUAAGACAUGUAAGUUUUUGCUUUUGUUCAUGUUACACUUCCGCACUAGAAAAAAAACACUAUAACACAGAACUUAUUCCAACCACUUUCUUUUCAAGGUAGCCCUUACGAGGCCUCCCACAUUUUUUCACAACUGUAAAGGAUAUUGGAAAGAAGAGAAAGUACCAUUAUUUGUGCCCUCUAGGGUUAGGAAGCAAGGAAGAUUUAGCGAGACAAACUUAUCAGGAUAUAGCUUCCAAUGUUGUUCAAAUAUCAAUUCAAAAAUGAAAAUAACUGGGGUGUUGAGAAAUCUCUUUUCUUGGACAUCUCAGUGUGUGUGAGUGCUUUUAAAUGGGGUUUUUUGUGUUUUCGGUGCAUUUUUUUUAGAGGGUUACUUAUUUAUUUGUUUUUUAAUAUCUAUAUUUAUCAUGUAUUGUUGUACCUGCAUUAAUUUAUGCUGUGAGCAUCCUUGGGUCCUGCACUAGGAGAAAGCAGGGAAAGAAAAGAAGAGCAAUGAAAUGAAAUGAAUAAUAAUAAAUAAUAAUAAUAAAGCUGAUAAUUCUUUAGUUAUCAGCUCCUAGCUCCUUCCUUCCUCAUCCCCAAGUGAAUGAGCAUACCUAGCACAAUCCAGGUCUGAAUGUUGUCAGAAAUCUUAGCCUUAAUGGCUUUCCUUUUCACCAACAGUCAAUCAACAGCUCUGAUCAUAGCGCUGAAAACAGGACUGAUGCUUCAUGGGUUGACCAUCUUUCUCCGUUAGGAAAGAGAAUGAUGUAAGUUGUCCCACCCUUUCUAGUGAAUUACCUCUAGCCUACCUGGCUCCUGUUUCAUUCUUCCUUUGGUGAACUUCACAAGGCAAUAAAGACGACAAACUGUAACCAUUCUGUGGCAGUGAUGAGUGCUCCAACAUCUCUUUCAAGACAGCAAUUUCUAGAAAACUACUGGCAGUUCUCCAGCAUGUUUUCGGCCGCAGCUCUGCAAACCUGCAAUGAAUGUUGUAGUGCAAUGGGUGUCUUUGAGUUUGUAAUAUCUUGAUCUUUCUUUCUCCUGGAAGAGGCUGCUCCCUGGCUGUGAUAGCUGGAAUGUUUUAUGGCUCGAGUUUUGUGCCAGUGCUUUACAUCAAGGACCACGGCAGAAGGAAUGGAACGAAAUAUAGCGGAGCAAGUCAGUUUGGUAAAGGCAGAUGAAUUGUUUUAAUAUCAAAUCUAAACCAGUGGGAAAUUUUGCUCAUUCAUGAUGGGUGAAAGGGGAGGGGAAAGUCUUUCCCCCUUUGCUUAUCUAUCCCUUCUUUGUUUGUUUGUUUGUUUGUUUGUUUGUUUGUUUGUUUAUUAUAUGUAUUAAUCACCUCAUAAUAUAGUUUCUCUAGGUCAUUGGUGAGGCGUUUCUAGCUUGCAGGCCUAAUUUGCUCCAUGACAUGGUUUGACCCAAGCCACACCUACCUGUCCAUCACUUGAGGUCAUAUGACAUCAGGUGCCAGACAGAUAAAGUCAUGGCAGCUAAUUUAAAAGGAAGAAUUAGGAGCACACUUUCCCAGCCCUAGGCUACUGUGCCUUUAAAUCACAGUCUUUCCCUCAAAGAAUUCUGGGCACUGUAGUUCACCCCCACAGAGUUACUGUUCCCAGCAAUCCUUAACGAACUGCAGUAGUUCAUCCAUUGGUGACAUCAACAUUGAAUUACAGCAGUGCACUCUAUGCUGGGCUUCUCUUGCGCUUGACCUGAGAACUGCAGUUAGUGCAGAAUGCUAGUGCAGUUGCUGAUUUCUUACUGGGUAAAGUUCUAAGUUGCUACUAUUGUUAUAUCAAGCCAUUAAUGGCUUGGGACCAGUUUACUUGCAGAAUCGCCUUAUCCCAUACGUACCCACUCAAAGGCUUUGAUCUGUGAAACUGUCAUCUUCACUGUGUUCUUUCCGGCGCUUACAGUCAUACCUCGGAAGUCAGCCGUCUUGCUAGAUGAACGUUUUGGCUCCCAAACGCCGCAAACCAGGAAGUGAUUGUUCCAGUUUGCAAACUAUUUUUGGAACCCGAACAUCCGUUGCGGCUUCCAGCACCCAAUCGGAAGCCGCGCCUUGGUUCCCAAAUGUUUUGGAAGUCGAAUGGACUUCCAGAACAGAUUCUGUUCGACUUCCAAGGUACCACUAUACCUGAAAACCUUUUUCGUUUUGGCAAGCCUAUACAGACACCAGACACACAGAUGUUGAUGUUUUUACAUAUUUUCUACUGUUAUUUUUAAUUGUUUUAAAAUGUUUUAGAAUGGUUUUUAACUAUUUCUAUUGAUGCUUUUAAUAUUUGUUGUAAACCACAAAUAAAUCAUUUAGUUUAAAUCAGUGAGACAUUUAGUGUAGUAUUUACAGUCAUGUUUACAUUGCACAUAUAUACUGAGCAAAGCCUCUUGAUCAGCUAAAACCGGGGAAGGUAUUGAAGACCUUAUAUGAACAAACGUGUGGCUAAGGUAUGAGCAAGACCUUACCAGAAGUAAUUGCUGCUUUUCUAGAAUAUUGUUAAUUUCCUAAACAUAUUCUACAUAUGCAUAUGCCUCCCAUUUUUGUUUCAGAUUUAGAUUACGUCUUUGCCCAUUUUAGUGGCAUCUUCCUUACAAGUACCAUCUACUUCCUGAUCUAUUGUGCAGCAAUGAAAAAUAGACCUAAGGUUUAUCCUGAAGCCAUCAUCCCAGGUAGAAUUCUGAAAUACAUGUGCAUUGCAGAUCACUAUCAAACAUACUUCGUUCUGUUGCUAUUAGACAUAUGUAGGCAAUGUUUGAGUAUGGGUAUUUUGGGGAGGUAUUAUAUUAAUAAUGUCGUAGUGGAAAAGUAGCCAACACGGUGCUCUCUAGAAGUUGUUGAACGCCAGUUCACAUCUGGAUCAUCUGGAGAGCACUGCACUGGCUCCUCAUAAAAAGAAACCUGUUACAUAUGGAAGAAUACAUCUGAUUAGCUCAUUCAACAAAGAAUAUGUUUGCAUUUGCAAGGAUACAUACAGCUGUGCCUGCAUCCAGGAGCAGGUGGGGCGUUUCUGCUGCGGGGAAAGAUCAGUGCCCCACCAAUUUGGUGCCCCUUAGCUCCUCAAGGGACACAAAGGCUGGUGUUAAAUAGUGGCUUUCACCCCAGGCUAAAAAUCAGAUAGUCCCUGCUUUGUAUUCAUUUCUGACAUGAACUCCUGGUGAAUUUAAGGUGAGCUGUUCUCCUUCAGCCUCAGUUCCGCCCAUUUACAAUAACCAUUACAGGAUUGUUGUUAAGAAUAGGAAAGUAGCCAAUGCAGGCUAAGAGCUUUGAGCCCUUGAAAGCCCUUUGCAAAUGCAGCAUGGCCUUAGGAUUCGAGCUGGGCAAUAUAUUGGUAAAUGGUCUGAAACCUCUAUGCCAUUUCAGAUCGCAAUGCCCGUUUCAGACAUUUUGGGCUGGCAAUACAUCACACCAGCUCAAAUUACUUGCAGACGGCUCCUUCCUUGGAGGUUUUUAAGCAGAGGUUGGAUGGCCAUCUGUCAUACACGAUUUAGCUGAUAUUCCUGCGCAUAGCUGGCAACGUUUCCCUUUUUUUAAGAGAAAUUCCCUUAUUCCGAAUAGGAUUCCUCGCAAGAAAAGGGAAAAGUUGACAGCUAUGUUCCUGCGUGGCAGGGGGUUGGACUAGAUGACCCCCUGGGUCCCUUCCAAGUCUAUAUUGCUAUGAUUUCUAUGGGUAAUAAAAUAUGCUUAUUUGUUGUCAGGAUUUGUUUCUGGUGUAUUGUGGGCGAUCGCCACUUCCUGCUGGUUCCUAGCAAAUCAUUACCUCAGUGCUGUGGUCAGCUUUCCAAUAAUCACAGCGGUAAGUACCAAAGAAGGACCUGCUCAUAAACAUAGGUUUCAAAGGGGGGGGGUUGCAUAUCAAACCACAUAUACACCCCACCCCACUCCUGUCUUUGUUAUGGAGGUUUCACGUACAAUAGAGUGUCAUGAAAUUCUACUCAAUAUUGAUCCAGAGCAGAACUCUGACGUAUAGUUAGCAGAUCAAAAACUUAAAAUACUUUGCAGGAUUCCCAAAAACAGAUCAGAGGCAAUUAUAUUUCAUCCAGCAGAGCUUUACUGCUACUGAAGGCAAGUGAGCAUAAUGGUCACAAAUCAAAUACAUUCAGGAUUGGCACUGUCCAUAAGAAAUCCAGUUGCAACAGACCCAACUUAAACUUACAAUAACUUAUAAAAAGUCUAAAACCGUAACACUAUAUACAGAACACCACAUCAGAAGGAAAAGAGAUAGAAAGAAAAGUGAAACCUAGGCUCCUUCUGGCCUUAGUUUUAUAGUAAGCAUGACCUUGACUGAAACAGAACCAGUUUAAGCCAGCUGUACCUAGUUUCUCUGAAGGAAUAACCCAAACAUCAUGAACCUUCUGCUUGUUUCUUUCACACAGAAAAGCUUCUAGAACCCUCUUGAAUUAAUUAGAAUAGGAAAGAUCUCUACAUAUCAGAUCAAUACUUUCUAAUCUAAGAAAUGCAAACUGACACAGAGGUGGGCAGACUUCAGGCUUGCGGGAUCUACUUUUGCUUUUUACUGUAACCACAAGAUCUACCAAUCAGGCUUGGUGCAAAAGAAUUCUGAACCCUGGAAUUUGGUUUGGGCACGAAACCUGAAUAGCCUGAACCCAUAUAGACUGAAUAUCUCAGCUGACUAGAGUGUGGUGCUGACAGUGCCAAGGUUGCAGGUUCUAUCCCCGUAUGGGACAGCUGCAUAUUCCUGCAUUGCAGGAAGUUGGACUAGAUGAUCCUCAGGGUCCCUUUCAACACCUACAAUUCUAUAAUUCUAACUGAACUGAGCCCCCACAAAAAAUACACUCCUGGUUACACACAAUUUUCCGUUUUGGUGGUAUGAUUUAGGGUUGGGGAAGUCAUUUUGUUUCUGCCAUUGUUAAAUCAUUGGCAGUCGGGAAUCCUAAUAGAUCUACUACAAAUCGCCCAGAAAUCCAGAUCUGGCCUCUUCCAGUUCUGACAGACGACAUUCAUUAUGUUCUUCUCAUUUUAAGACAAUGUACUUUCAUCUCUCUAGCAUCUACAGUGGUACCUCGGGUUACAGACUCCGCUAACCCAGAAAUAGUACCUUGGGUUAAGAACUUUGCUUCAGGAUGAGAACAGAAAUCACAUGGCGGUGGUGUGGCAGCAGCGGGAGGCCCCAUUAGCUAAAGUGGUACCUCAGGUUAAGAACAGUUUCAGGUUAAGAACGGACCUCCGGAACAAAUUAACUUCUUAACCCGAGGUACCUCUGUAUUGCAUUCUGCUUGACCAUGCUCAUUCUGAUGGAAAACAAGGUGGUCAGAAUCUUCAUGCUGUUAGAGAAGGAUGCUGACCUGCACAUCUAUGAGGAACCCCUAAAUGGGAAAGGAAGCAGUGGGCAUUACUUUCCAUGGGAAAGUGUGCCUUGGUUUUGGAAUGCUUUGCUUUUGGAACAGACUUUUGGAACAGAUUAAGUUUGAGAAUAACACACAGUUGUAACAUAAAGUCUCCUUGCAGCGUUCCAACACACACUAGGCUCUGGCCAAGGGCAAAUUGACUUCAAACACAUGUACAUUUUUAUACUUUCGAUUGUGCUAAGUCACUCUCACAUGCUCAGCUAGUUGCAGGUGCAGGACAAACACACCCAGAAUUAACCAGCACACCUAACUUAACCCUUUUUUGUCCCUUUUCUCUGCAUGCAUAAACCCUGAUACAUUGACAGAACUCCUCAAAAUAGCUCUCUCAAGCAAAUGGGGGAGCUCAGAGAAGAGUGCACUGUUUCAUAGCCCAUUGACCCCUUUAGGCAUGAAGGAAAAGUUCAAAGCAGCCAUUGAGAGGAACUGUGUCAGGGGAGGAGGCAAGCUGCUCUCCUUAUUCUCCAGUUGAGAAGAGGGAAAGGAUAAAAAGUCCUUCCCACCACAAGCGCCACUUUUCAUCAUGGCAAUCUGCAGUUGCACCUGUCCUGUUGACUUAUAGGGUGUAGUAAAUUAUAACAAGCUGCAGAGAUGAGGAUCACUCAGCAGAUAUAUCUUGUCCUUUUUCAGAAGGAGGAAAUUGGAGAUACUUCUGAGCCGUUUUGAGAUAAAAUGUGCAGGGGCAGCUGAGGUCAAAGCUGGCAAUAGAAAAGAAAUUGCAAUAAAUAUUCUGGCUACCGCACAGCAGGGUACUAAAAAUAGGAACCUUUGUACUUCAUUUAUGGAAAUGGAUGUCUGGGAUGAGCAGCAAGGUAACUAAGAUUGGAAACACCUUGAAAAGCAGUGGGGAAAUUGUGCUCUAGAGAUAGGCGGGGAGGAGAGAAGGAAAGCCAGUUUCAGAGCAAAGCCUGUUAUAGAUGUUGUUCGUGGGCAUAUUUCAGCCUGGAUGUCUGUGACCUGGGUGUCUGUAAUAUGUGCAAAGAGUGGCAAGCUUUAAAUCCACUUUAAAGCAGUGGUGCUUGCUUCUGAGUAGACAUAUAUAGCAGUGAUGUCCAACCGGUUGACCACAAUCGACAUGUAGAUCGCCUUCAUGUUCCCGGUAGAUCGUGGUUGAUUGCAUGCAAGUAAUGUCCCCACCUCCCGCCCCAGUUGCAAGGUUCCUCCGUUGGCAUCAGCAUCAGUUACCAAAAAGCGAAAGUAAUGUUAGCUUUAGUGCGGCGUUCGAUAGUCAGCACAUCAGUUUCUUGUGAGCGUUUGUUCUAUUCCCUCCCCCAAAAUAAGCUCUACAAACACUGUGCCUUCUCCCCUAAAAAAGAAAAAAGCUCAACAACUCUGACCAACCCCCCCCCCAAAAAAAAAAUCAUACAGAACAAAGAAAUUGAGGGGGGGAGACAAUGGGUAGAUCAAUGCCAGUUAUUUUAUACUGGGAGUAGAUCACAGUCUCAAGGGCAGCUUUUCUCAACCUGUGGGUCCCCAGAUGUUGUUGAACUACAAGUCCCAUCACCCCAGCUAGCAAGGCCAGAGCUCAGGGAUGAUGGGAGUUGUAGUCCAACAACAUCUGGGGACCAACAGGUUGAGAACUGCUGCUCUAGGGAGUUGGAUGUGCCUGAUAUAUAGGAUUGCAACUGUAAAUGUAUCUUUGCAUAUAGAGUCAUAGAACUGUAGAGUUGGAAGGGUCCACAUGGGUCAUCUAGCCCAACCCCCUGCGAAGGAGCUUCCAGGGUGUUUCUAGUAUGGGAUUCCGUUACAUAUCAGCAUAUUCAGGUUGUGCCAUUGCAGUUCAUUUGGAGCUCUCGCCAAACAAACCUGAUUCCCCCUCAGGAAAAGGGGGGGGGGGGUUUGCGGUAAGGAAAGUGACAGAGAAGCAUACUGGGAAAUGUGGGUUAACACUUGGUUGAUGAAACAUCCUCUAUCCUCCCAACAACAAACACAUCCAAAUGGAUUCUCAAUAAAACACAGGCCUCCCUGCAAACAAAUCAGGACGAUGGCUCAAUAAAGCAGGUAAUCUGUAAGUGCCCCCCAGAGGUUUGCUUUGUUUUUGCGGGAUUGGCAUGCCUUUUAUUAAAGGCCAUUAUCUUCUCACAUUCUUCUUUCUGUCAUCAUCACGAGCAACAAUUUAGCACAUGAUUACGUUUUAGUGAAGGCAAGAUUGAAUUUAAAUAAGAUAAUUGGGCUCUAGCAAAUCCUCAUGAACAAAUGCUAUUAUGAUUAUUCAUCGUGUCUUAAUCUUGUUCUCCAGGGUCCUGGCUUUAUAGCUGCAAUGUGGGGAGUCCUGGUAUUUAAAGAAAUAAAGGUAAGGGCUGCAACAUGUUCCUCUCAUCUUUGAUGUAUCCGCAUCAGAAAAAAAUGAUGCUUGGGAAGUUCUAAGUAUCGGGGGAGGCAGGCAAAUCUAGAGAUUUUUUAUUUCUUUCUCUCUAGUAAUACUAGGUCAUCCAUUGAAGCUGCAAGGUGGGAGGUUCAGAAUGAUUCUUCCCACAGCACAUAGAUAACCUAUGGCGUUUGCUGCUAUGUGACCACCAACUAAGAUGGCUUAAAAGACCCCAUUUAGACAAAUUUAUGGUGGAUAAGUCUUCUCAUAGCUACUUGUUUUGGGGGCUAUGUGUGUAACAAAAUUCCCAGUGACAGCUUCUGCUAAGGAAAGGAAUUUCCUUAUGUUACGCAUUUAUAUUACCGUAUUUUUCGCUCUAUAAGACACACUUUUCCCUCCUAAAAAGGACGGGGAAAUGUGUGUGCGUCUUACGGAGCAAAUGCAGGCGGGAGACUCUGCUCAGUGCUCCCUUUAAAGAGCCGCGUGGAGCCCCCAAGAGUCCCACACACACUCCGCGCACUCUUUAAGGGGAGCGCGGCUCUUGGGGGAGCCUUAGCCGUGCGCAGCCUCUUCCGGGCAGGGGGAGCCUUCAUCCCGCUGCCCGGGAGAGGCUGUGCGUGGCUAUCCCAUAAGCCAGGACAGCACAGUGAUCCCGCUUGAUGUCCUGGCUUCUGGAAUUCAAAAUAUUUUUUUUCUUGUUUUCCUCUUCCAAAAACUAGGUGCGUCUUAUGGUCUGGUGCGUCUUGUAGAGCAAAAAAUACGGCAUAUUGUUUGUUGUGUUCUAUGUUGUAAAUCGCCCUCUGGUCCUUUAAAUGAAGGGUGGCAUACGCAUUUUAAACAUUAAAUAAAUAAAUAAAUAAAUCCAAGCUUUUGGGAGAGGCAGCUUGUAGUGAGGCAGCAUUGUGGAAAAGCAGGGGCUUAACCAGCCACUUCCCUGAUACAUACAUACACUCACACACACUAAUACACCACUAUUCUCCUUACUGGUUCCGGGUUUGAAAGCAUAAACCCCCACCUGAAACACUGUGGGAGGCUAGUGGGGAAAGUCCCUAAGAAGGAUGUUGUGGCUGCAAAGUGGGGAGAGGCAAGGACCUCCUCCUCCUCUGCACCCCUUUCCAGAACUUCAGUUUUCCUAGAAAGAGCAGCUGCUGGAAUUUGUUGCCCCAUGUCCAUGUAUAACGUCUAGUCCUGUCUUUCCUUGCUGCAUUGAACCAGCCUAUUUUCCCUACAUGGGUGUGUUUGUUUACAUUCAGGAAUGGGUCAUCCAGUGGGACAGAGACAAAGCAAUAGUCUCCUGGCAGCAGCGUUGCUGCAGCUCACUAGAAGGGGGAACAGCAGAGGUGGGUGGGUGGGUGUGUACCGGUAGGAGUGCCAGAUUGGCUCUAUCAUUGUGCCCACCCAUUUCUGACCUUUCUGCCACCUCAAUUCUCCACCUCUGGAUGAGUGUCUGCAGCUGAUACUGCUGCUGCGAGGCUGUUAGUGGCACUCCACCCCACUGGAUGAGCUGCCCCUCCACACAUUAUUAUCACAUUUAUAUCUCACCCAUGCUCCAAGAAGCUCAAGGCAGUGUAUGUUAGGCUGAGAGAUAAUGACUGGCCCACCAAGAUCACUCUGUAUAAGAAAGGGACCCAGGUGUCUCCAGUGCAAGUUCAGCACUCAAACUGAUGUUACAUACUGUUUCAUACAGAUAAUUUGGCCAGAUAAAUUUAACUAAGCAAAUAUUAUCUGACCGCUACCAUUUGUAUAAUGUGUUCUGACAAACGCAUAUCUUACUCUACAAUAAAGUUGUCGGUGUGCAGCAUUUUGCAAAUAACGCAAUACCAAGCCUGACUUCUGGAAAAUAACACCACUUCUCUUUCUUCCCCACACAUCCCAGGGGGUGGUCUGAAGGUACAUGAGGGCACAACCUUGCUGAAACCAGGCAGGUCUGGGUCUGGUGAGUCUGGGACCCCUAGGAACCAGAGUAGGCCGUCUUGGAGGUCAUAAUGGUCAAAAGGCAAGAUAUAAAUGUAAGAACAUUUGAAAAAUAACAAAUAAUCCCUUUCUAUGUCUAUGCAGGGGCUGAAAAACUAUCUGUUGCUUCUAAUAGCAUUUUGUGUUAUUUUGGCUGGGUCGCUCUCGACAGCUUUUUCUAAAGUCUGAAGAACCACUGCCUGAACCAGCAGGUGGAGCUGUGGCUUAAGACACGAAAGAGAAGAUAAUAUCUGGCAUUUUCUUGGAUCACUAAUAUCAUCACUCUCGCCAGAGAAGCAAGGGGCAAAAGUCCAUAGAGCAAGAACUUUUUGUGGGAAAUGCAAGGCAUUCAUCAUGUUUUCCACAUUUGGGAAGAUAAGGGAAAACCUUUUUAUGUUCUCUCAGCUGGAUGAUUAUGGGCUGAAAUCCAGGUCAGAGGUUUUAAUGAUCCCAUUAUGUUUUAUAUUAUGGCUUGUUGUUUAUUGGGGUGAGGGUAACGUAUAAAAGGAAGAGUUCAGUGAAGUGUAAGUGCUGAUUACUAUGCAGAGGAAGUAAUGUUUGUGUUGGGGCAUUGCAUCUUUCUUUUAUUUCUAAUACCGGACCUUUUAAUAAAGAACAUCACCCAGAUACUCCACCUUUAGACAAAGACACACAGAGUUUGCUCAGCAAACAGUCUGAUGAAGAGUUCUAGAGAACUCGAAGAGUUUACUCACCACUUUAUGACAUUCUGGUUUACCCUUGUCGAUUUUGUGUUGCUUUCUUUGUAAUGAACCCAAGGUAGCUACCAAAAAGUUUCUGGACCAUCCUGUUGAGGGAGCACAAUGCACCAACCCUGUUGAAGCCAAGCAGGUCUGGUCAUUGCCUGGAUGAGAGUCCAUCUGGGAAUCUUGUGUAGGCCAUCUUGAGCUCCAUAAUGGAAAAAAGAUGGGAGAUAAAUGUACUGAACAAAUAAAGAAUUUUAAGCUUGCCCAAGGACCUGCACUGGAGGCCAUUCCCAGUGGGCAAUUUCAGGGGAAUUGACCAGCUCAAACAUUGGGAUGAGCAUCCUAAUGGUUUGAGAUAUUCGGCAGUGGAAGAACCUGCCUUGGGAAAUUUUGGGCUGUCGUUCACUGGAGUUAUUUAAACUGAGUCUGGACAGUCAUCUACAGAUUGAACCCUGCUUCCCCUCCAAAAUGGGAUCGCCUCUAUACAUUCCUCCUCCUAUCAGCAAAGCUGUUGUGAUAUAUAUGCACCGUAUUUUUCCAUGUAUAAGACUAGUUUUCCCCCCUAAAAAAUAAUGUAAAAAAUUAGGGGGAGUCUUAUAUACGGAAAAAUAUGGUAUAUUGUCACGAUAUGGAAUGUUGUAAAUAAAUAGAUGCAAAUAGGUGAAAAUAUAUUUUUAAUUGGAUGAGGCUGAGUAAAAGGAUUAAGAAUGUUUAUCAAAGUACUGGUGUCAUGAGAAAGAUGAACAGGUAUACUCUUGACUUGGAAGAGUAACAGAACAUGGCAGAACAAGGGCAAUUGACCACACCCUUGGACCGGACUGAGAAUUACAUUUUGCUAACCAGAAGGAAAAAAUAGGAUUAAAAACACUUAGCAGGUCGAGCAGUUUUUAUCUGAUUUUUAGCUUAUUGUUGAUUUUAAUUUUUUUUGGAUAUUUUAUAUGGCUAUUUUAAAACUGUUUUUUUUUUCACUGACAAUUUCAUUUUCUAAAUGACUUUGAGGUUUUAUUACAACCAAACAAUACAGAAACCUUGUGAAAAUAAAAUCAUAGCACAAUUUCCAGUGAAAUUAUUGAGUUUGCCAGUUUGGACCAUGAAACUGCCCAGCCUUGUUCGACAGGCCUGGAGAAGGAAGAAGAUGAAAGGUAUAAUAAAGAUGCUUUCAUUCCUUGUGCAUUACCUGUUCUGUUUCCAAUUCUAGUCCAUCUGCUGCCCUUAAUUAUUAUGUUCCAGGCAAUUUCAAGGUAGCAAACAUACCAUCUGUUGUGUCUGUCACCCCGCUGACUUUCUGUAUCAGUGGUUUAACUAACAAAGGUCUAGCUGUAAUUAAUUUUGGCUCCAUGAGACGGAAAAGCAUUUCCUUAUGGAAUCCCAUUCCGUCUAUAAACAGCUUGAUAUUGGCCUGUAUUCAGGCCUCCCUUUGGGUAGCAUGUGUUGACAGAACAAUCCCUGGUAAUCCUGGAUAACAAACAAACAAACAUCCUUCCACAACCCUUUGAAUCCUGGUUUUUGACUUGGUUAUGGGACGAAUAUGCUUUUGUAAUUAGAGUGAAUUAUCUGGGCUGGGAGAUUGACAGAGGGAAAUACAUCAUCCAAGUUGUUUCUGUUACAUCUGUCCAUAGCUUCUUUUGGAUCAUCUGGUGGAAGCAUUUUCAUUUUAAGUGAAGCUCAUGCACUUGAGAAAGAUGCAGAGUAAAGUAGACUGAGGGGGGGGGUUCCACAUUUGCUUGUACAAGUGGUGAGGUUUUUUUGGUUAUUUUGAAAAUCAUUUUUAUUUGAUUUUACAAGUGCAAAUUAGUUACAAUAGCAAAUGCAUAUCCAUAAAAUGAGAUUUCUCCGAUCUCGCAACUCCCCCAUCUCCUCCAUGGGUCCUAUUGUCAACAUUACCAACUGCAUAUUACAGUAGUACCUCAGGUUACAGACGCUUCAGGUUACAAACUCUGCUAACCCAGAAAUAGUACCUCGGGUUAAGAACUUUGCUUCAGGAUUGUGCGGCGGUGGUGGGAGGCCCCAUUAGCUAAAGUGGUAUCUCAGGUUAAGAACAGACCUCCGGAACGAAUUAAGUUCUUAACCCAAGGUACCACUGUACUUCAUAG
This is a messenger RNA of Podarcis lilfordi (Lilford's wall lizard), 17801 nucleotides long. The record is from the annotation of a GenBank genome assembly. NCBI's taxonomy places the organism in Eukaryota, Metazoa, Chordata, Lepidosauria, Squamata, Lacertidae.